Messenger RNA from Glycine soja, 1901 nucleotides. RefSeq names its product ethanolamine-phosphate cytidylyltransferase-like. The transcript is spliced from 9 exons. The coding region runs from base 191 to 1453 and encodes 420 amino acids. Gene Ontology annotation, cellular component: cytoplasm. Gene Ontology annotation, biological process: phosphatidylethanolamine biosynthetic process. Gene Ontology annotation, molecular function: ethanolamine-phosphate cytidylyltransferase activity. The record is from RefSeq and is a predicted model, not a curated record. NCBI's taxonomy places the organism in Eukaryota, Viridiplantae, Streptophyta, Magnoliopsida, Fabales, Fabaceae.
CACUUAGAAUUCUCGCACCUAGGCCGAAUAUUUUGCCUUUCGCACAUUCUACAAUUCGCUACGCAUUUCAUUCCAUUCCAUUCCAUUUUGUGUGGGUGCUACGAAUGAGGAAGGAGAAGAAGCGGUGCUAGAAUAGAUAGAUACAUAGAUAGAGAAGAGACAUCAUCGAACAUCUCGAAAGAGAGGGAAAAUGGGUAGUUACGAGGCGGUGACGGAGAAGCCGGCGACGGCGACGAAGUGGGUGGUGACGUGCAUGGUGGGAGGGGUGAUCGUGGGGGUGUCACUGCUGGGUGCAUACUCGAGCCAGCUCUGGAAGAGCCGAAGACGCAACAAGAAGCCCGUUCGCGUCUACAUGGAUGGCUGCUUCGACAUGAUGCAUUAUGGCCAUUGCAAUGCCCUUCGCCAAGCUCGUGCCCUCGGCGACCAGUUGAUUGUUGGGGUUGUUAGUGAUGCAGAGAUCAUUGCCAAUAAGGGCCCCCCCGUUACCCCUCUUCACGAAAGGUUGAUAAUGGUGAAUGCGGUGAAGUGGGUGGAUGAGGUUAUUCCUGAAGCUCCCUAUGCGAUAACCGAGGAGUUCAUGAAGAAGCUUUUUGAUGAGUACAAGAUAGAUUACAUUAUUCACGGGGAUGAUCCUUGUGUUCUUCCGGAUGGAACUGAUGCUUAUGCUCAUGCUAAGAAGGCUGGUCGAUAUAAGCAGAUAAAGCGUACUGAAGGGGUUUCCAGCACUGAUAUUGUUGGUCGCAUGCUUCUCUGUGUAAGAGAAAGGUCUAUUACUGAAAAAAAUCAUAAUCAUUCUUCUUUACAAAGACAAUUCAGCAAUGGCCAUAGUCCGAAGUUUGAAGCUGGUGCAUCUGCUGCAACUGCAAGUGGAACUCGUAUAUCUCAUUUUUUGCCUACAUCUCGUAGAAUUGUUCAGUUCUCAAAUGGGAGGGGUCCAGGACCUGAUUCUCGCAUUGUAUAUAUAGAUGGUGCUUUUGAUCUCUUUCAUGCUGGACAUGUUGAGAUCUUGAGGCUUGCUAGGGAUCUUGGAGAUUUUCUUCUUGUUGGAAUACACACUGAUCAGACAGUCAGUGCAACUAGAGGAUCGCAUCGUCCUAUCAUGAAUCUUCAUGAAAGAAGUCUAAGUGUUUUAGCAUGUCGCUAUGUGGAUGAGGUUAUAAUUGGUGCCCCAUGGGAGAUUUCCAAAGAUAUGCUCACUACAUUUAACAUCUCAUUAGUUGUUCAUGGAACCAUUGCAGAAAGUAAUGAUUUUCAGAAGGAAGAAUGCAAUCCAUAUGCUGUUCCUAUUAGCAUGGGCAUCUUCAAAGUUUUAGAAAGUCCUUUAGAUAUAACUACUACUACAAUAAUUAGAAGGAUUGUUUCAAAUCAUGAGGCAUACCAGAACCGAAAUAAGAAGAAGGGUGAAAGUGAGAAAAGAUACUACGAGGGCAAGAGUCAUGUGUCUGAAGAAUAAUUCAUGUCUGUCGUUUGGAGCACAGACAUAGGAGGAUACCAAGCUUUUUCUCUUUUUUGAGAAAUGAGUUUUGGUUCAACUUGGUGCACAAAGUUGGAUAUUGUGUUCAGUGCGUCUACAGGUUAUGAUUUGUCAAACUUAUUGAACCAACAACUUACCUACAGUUGAUCACAAGUAUGAAAGCGUUCCCCAAAUAAAUUCGUGAUUAACUAAAUUAUCUGUUAAAUGAGGUAUAUUUGAAUAGACUCGCGAACCGAAAUGUUCAACUUAUGCUACCAGCCGAACACAACUCAUUUUCUUCAUUUUUUCUUUUCUUUUAAAUGGCCUAUACUGUAUUAUUGCUGUGAGAAGUUGUUGAAGUAUUAUGUUGUCUGAUUAAGUAUUGAUUUUUUUGUUUGAUAAACUAGUGAAAAUAUAUUCGUUAAAUGACUAUUGAAUAGUUUUUAAA